AUGUCGCUGUCCCGGUGCCGCCGGGCGGUGCCCGCUGGACGAUGCUCGCCCCGGCGCUGCCCCCGUUUGCCGGGUGACCCCCGGCCGCCCGUGCCCUGUCGCCGGCACCGCGCUAAGAUGCCCCUGGAGCUGACCAUUGCCCUGCCAGGAGGUGGAGGGGAGCCCCUGGGCCAGUGGCCAGGAGGGCGCAGCAACUGCAGCCACAUCACCAGUGGCUUUCCAGGGAGCGAGUGGGAAAAGCCCUUCGGGAGGCCGGGCUGGGCGGGGGCCGCGCCGCUCCGCUCCCCCCGGACCGUGCUCCGGGCCGCCCUCCAUAAAGGGGCGGGAGCGGCGGGGUCGGUGCGCGCCGGCACCGCCUGCGCCCGGCACGGCUCGGCACGGAGCGGCGCGGAGCGGUGCGGGACGGAGCGGCCCCGCGGGGGCGCAGUGUGUGAGGAUGUGCUGCAGGCUGACAUUGCCUUCCUGGUGGAUGGCUCAUCCAGCAUCGGAAGGAACAACUUCCAUGCUGUCCGCACCUUCAUGGACGAGCUGGUGGCGCCCUUCGUGCAGGUGGUGGGUGAGAAGGCAGUGCGCUUUGCCGUGGCACAGUACAGUGAUGACCCACGGGUGGAGUUCCCAUUCUCCCAGCACACUGAUGGUGCAAGUGUCCGGAGGGCCAUCCAGCAGCUGAGCUACAAGAGCGGCAACACGCGGACAGGCGCUGGCUUCCGCUACAUUGCUGACAACUUCUUCAGCCCCACGCAGCGCCGGCCUGGGGUCCCACAGAUCUGCAUUCUCAUCACGGAUGGCAAGUCCCAGGAUGAUGCUGAGGGGCCAGCAGCAAAGCUGAAGAGCCAGGGAAUCAAGGUCUUCGCCGUGGGUAUUAAGAAUGCUGACCACAAGGAGCUGAUCCGUGUGGCCUCAACACCUACUGAGGCCUUCUUCUUCUACGUUGGUGAUUUCAAGCUGCUGGAUACGCUGGUGCCACUGAUGACACGCAGGGUGUGCACGAGUGUUGGAGGCACCCUGCGCCUGCUGGAUGGGCCAAGCCACACUGGCCCCUCCAACCUGGAGAUCCCAGAGGGGGGCCUCGACCAUCUGCGAGUCCGCUGGAGAGCAGCCAGUGGUCCCAUCACUGGCUACCGGGUGCAGUACGUGCCCCUGACAGGGCUAGGGCAGCCCAUCAUGGCAGAGAGGCAGGAGGUGAGCGUGGGGCCACGGGAGACAAGCACUGUGCUCCGGGGGCUGCGUGUGGGGACAGAGUACCUGGUGACUGUCACUGCCCAGUAUGCCAACAGCAUCGGCGAGUCAGUGUCCGGCCGAGCACGAACCCGGCACCUGGUGGGUGUGCAGCACCUGAGUGUCCACAACGUGUCAGCACAGAGUAUGCUGCUGGCCUGGCAGCCUGUCACUGGUGCCACCGGCUACCGGCUCUCCUGGGCAACCCGCACAGGGCAGGACAGGCACAGGGUGGACCUGGAUGCUGGGCAGACGUCACACGCAUUGGUAGGGCUGCAGCCCAACACUGACUAUGUGGUGAUGGUGGCCCCACUCUUCAGGCAGCUGGAGGGGCCCACAGCCACUGUGCAGCAGAGGACAGAGGCAGGUACAGACCAGACGCUGCAGACCAACAUCCUGGGCCCCACAUCCAUCCAGGUGCUCUGGACCAGUGCCCGUGAUGCUCGUGGCUACCGCCUGGAGUGGAAGAGAGCCACAGGACCAGAGCCCCCCAGAACGGUGUCUCUCCCCAGCAGCACCAAUACUUACCAGCUGACAGGGCUGAAGCCAGGCACCGAGUACCGCAUCACCCUCUACACGCUCUACGAUGGUGGGGAGGUGGCCACCCCUGUCACCACCUUUCAGACAGGCACGGAGGCACCCGUGGGUGCUGUGUCAAACCUGCGGCUCACUGAGGAGUCGGGCAGGCGGGUGCGGCUGAGCUGGACUGGUGUCCCCGGUGCCACCGAGUACAAGGUGGUGGUGCGCAACAACCAGGGUGAGCCUAGGACGAGGCGCAUCCCAGGCAGCCAGACGGGGCUGGAGCUCGGUGACCUGCGGGAGGGCAUCGCCUACCUGGUGCGUGUUUCGGCACUCGCAGGCAGUCAGGAGGGCAGUGCUGCCACACUCACCAUCCGCCUCAAGUAUCCAGAGGUGGGCAGCAUUUCGGAGCUGCGGGUGAUGGAGGCCGGUCCCAGCCAGCUGCGGGUCACCUGGCGAGGGCUACCAGGUGCCGGGGGCUAUCUGCUGACAUGGCAAGGCAGUGACGGUCAGAAGAAAUCCCGCUUCCUCCCUGCUGACCCCACCACCUUCACCAUCGAGGGGCUGCACGCCAACAUCGUCUACACUGUCAGUGUCUCAGCCAUUGUGGAUGGCCGUGAGGGCAGCCCUGUCACUGCCACGGGACGGAUAGUGCCAGAGCAGGUGGGGAAGGUGACCCAGCUGGAGGUCCAGGCAUCCAGGAGCAACGUUGCCCGUGUCACUUGGGUCGGUGUGCCGGGAGCCACUGCCUACCGUGUGGUGUGGAGCCGCAGGGAUGGCGGUUCGGAGAAUAGCCGGCGAGUUCCUGGCCACACCAACUCCUUUGACAUCCCCAACCUGGAGGGAGGCGUCUCCUACACGGUGAAGGUGACAGCACUCAUUGGCAACCGGGAAGGCAACCCCGUCUCCGUUGUCGUCACCACCCCGGAGGCCGUCCCCCUGCGCUCCAUCAGUGGCUUCCAGGUGACCGAGGCCUCGGAGCGCCGCCUGCGCCUGACCUGGCUGCCGGUGCCUGGCAGCACCGGCUACCGCCUGUUCUGGCGCCUGGCUGAAGGGGGGUCCCAGCAUAGCCAGCAGCUCCCAGCCACCUCCAGCUCUUAUGUUCUGUCGGGACUGGAACCGGGGCGGCGCUACCAGAUCAGCAUCACCAGCCUGGCUGGCAGCCGAGAGAGUGAGCCAGCUACCAUCACUGCCAUCACCACUUCCCCAAGCCACAUCACCAGCCUGCGGGUAACGGAGGUGCAGAGAGAUUCGGUGACUCUCACCUGGACCCCAGUCCCUGGUGCCUCUGGCUACAUCCUCUCCUGGAGUCCUCCCGCAGGUGAGAUGAGUGGGUGGGGGCAGACGCUGCCCAGCAGUGCCAGCUCCCAGCAGGUCUCCGGGCUGCGCCUGGGCCAGCGCUACACCUUCACCCUCCGCCCACUGCUGGGGAGCGCGCCGGGCGCCGAGGUGUCCGUCAGCGAGCGCACAGUCUGCAGGGAUGCCCUGGGUGACGUGGUCUUCCUAGUACACGGCACCCGCAACAGCUCCUCUGGUGCCGACGCUGUGCGCACCCUCCUGUCCAACACCGUGUCGGCCCUGGGGCGCCUGGGCCCUGAGGGCACACAGGUGGCCCUGGCCACAUACAGCUACCGCAGCCUGCCCUGGCUUCUCCUCAAUCGCUCCAGCGACCUGCCCACUGUGCUGGAACAGAUCCGUGCCAUGCGCUACGAGGAGCCCAGUGGCAACGCCAUCGGGGCUGCCAUCACUUUUGCCAGGACCUAUCUGCUGAGUCCUGGUGCAGGGCGCCGUCCCGGCGUGCCAGCAGUGCUGGUGGUUCUGGCUGACAGCCCCUCUGGGGAUGAUGCCAUCACUGUGGCCAGGGAUGUCAAGGCUGGGGGCGUCCAGGUGCUGGCAGUGGGCAUGGAGGGGGCAGACCGGGAGCAGCUGCGGCGCAUGGUCACCAGCGAGGACCCGCGGUACAUCUACCAUGGCAGCGACCUGGCAGAGCUGGAGGGAGAGCUCACUGAUGAUCUCUGCACCAUCAUCUCCACCAAGCCAGUGCCGAAGCCAAAGCCCUGCACUGUGCAGUGCCCCAAGGGCGAGAAGGGAGACCGCGGAGAGGCAGGACUGCAAGGACGUAUGGGACCACCAGGUCUCCCUGGUCAGCCGGGUCGCCAUGGGCUUCCUGGCCCUCCAGGACCACCAGGGCCACAGGGUCCACCAGGAGAGAGUGCUGAGAGUCUGGGCAAAAAGGGGGACAGGGGAUUUCCUGGAGCCGAUGGGACACCAGGAAGCCCUGGACGCCCUGGGAAUCCUGGAUUACCUGGGCAGCCAGGCAUCCAGGGCAUCCCUGGUCCUCGAGGGGAUCCUGGGACACCGGGGCCCGUGGGACCUAGUGGCCCAAAGGGGCAGAAAGGUGAACCGGGAGAGCCCAGGGUGAUCACUGAUGGAGAGCAGAGGCUGCCAGGCCAGAAAGGGGAGCCAGGUGUGCCGGGCAGCCCCGGCUCACCUGGGAUCCCUGGCCCACGGGGGCCCCUUGGUGAUCCAGGCCCCCCUGGUCCACUUGGACCCAUGGGGCUACCAGGACCUCCUGGAGAGUUUGUGAAGGGAGAAAAGGGUGACCGAGGGGAAAGGGGCCCCCCUGGAUUCAUAGAUGGGGCAGUACCUCGAGGGGAUCCUGGACUCCCAGGCCUGCCUGGGGACCCUGGGCCUCGGGGACCUGCUGGGCCCCCUGGCCUGAAGGGAGAGAAGGGUGAUGGCAUAGAAGGUUUCCCAGGGUCACCUGGCCGUCCUGGGGACCCAGGAGACAGGGGUCCUCGGGGGCCACCAGGGGAGCAGGGCAGGAAGGGAGACCGUGGGGCGCCGGGCGAGCUGGGAGAGACAGGCGAGAAGGGAGACCGUGGUGUGCCAGGCCCAGAGGGUGUUAAGGGUGAGAUGGGAGCCCCAGGGCCAUCAGGCAGAGAGGGAGCUCCAGGACCAGCUGGCCCCCGGGGUGAGAAGGGCGAUCCAGGACCACCUGGCAAGCCAGCUCCCAGCGUGGCUGGUGUUGGAGAGAAGGGUGACAGAGGUUUCCCAGGACCAGAAGGACCUCCUGGCCCCAAGGGUGACACAGGAGAUCAAGGUGCCCGUGGUCCCCCUGGCCUGAGCAUCCCAGGGCCACCUGGCCCCAAAGGCGAGCAGGGUGAUCGGGGUAUCACUGGCCUCACAGGCAGGAGUGGCCCAAAGGGUGACCCAGGAGAGCCAGGGGAGAAGGGGGAGCCGGGCCGAGCAGGCAGCCCUGGGCAGAUCGGGCUGCGAGGCAAGGAGGGAGAGCGAGGAGAGAAGGGUGACGAAGGCACCCCGGGCGAAGCAGGUCUGCCUGGCAAACCUGGAGACAGGGGUCCCCGGGGCCUUCCUGGCUACCGUGGUCCCCCCGGGGAGAAGGGUGACUUGGGAGACCCAGGACCUGAAGGCAGGAAUGGCAGCCCUGGAGCACCAGGGAGCAAGGGUGACCGUGGGGACCCGGGGCCUCCUGGACCCCCAGGACGAACUGGGGAGCCUGGGGACCCAGGCAAGGAUGGUGUGAGCGGUGCCCGGGGUGAUGCUGGCCCCCCUGGAGUGCCUGGAGAGAGGGGUGUGGAGGGCCCCCGUGGCCCCCCUGGCACACGGGGUGACCCUGGGGACCGAGGCCUGCCAGGAGAGAAGGGGGACCGUGGCCCACCGGGGCUGGAUGGCCGCAAUGGGCUGGAGGGCAAACCUGGGCCCCCAGGGCCUGCUGGGCUGCGGGGGGACCCGGGAAAGCAAGGAGAUCCUGGCCGGGAUGGGCUGCCAGGGCUGCGUGGGGAGCAGGGCCCACCUGGUCCUGUGGGUCCCCUGGGACCACCUGGCGUGCCUGGCAAACCCGGUGAGGAUGGCAAACCUGGCCUGAAUGGCAAGAAUGGAGAAGAUGGGACACCAGGAGAGGAUGGGAGAAAGGGAGACAAAGGUGAUACAGGACUACCUGGGAGAGAGGGCCGCAGCGGUGCCAAGGGCGAGCAGGGGGACAGAGGUGUGCCAGGCCCCCUUGGCCCCCCUGGCCUUCCCGGGGUCCCAGGCCAGGUUGGCCCCCCAGGCCAGGGCUCCCCAGGCCUCCGUGGGGUGGCUGGACCAAAGGGGGACCCAGGGGAGCCUGGACUGCGAGGGGAGCCGGGGCGACCUGGCAACCCUGGAGCACGUGGAGACCCUGGGACUACAGUGAACAUUGAACGUAGCCUGGAAGCACUCGGCAUCAAGGUCUCAUCCCUGAAGGAGCUCACGAGUGCCUAUGAUGGGAGCUCAGACUCGCUACUGCCGGGCUUUGAGCGGCUGCGGGGCCAGAAGGGCAGUCGGGGGGAUCCAGGAGAAAGGGGGCCCCCAGGCCGAGAGGGCUCCUUAGGCUUCCCUGGUGAGCGAGGACCCAAAGGUGACAAGGGGGACCCAGGCAGCCCCGGCCCCCAGGGCCCCAUGGGCCGGGCCGUGGGCGAGCGGGGUCCCGAAGGGCCGCCGGGGCAGCCAGGGGAGCCUGGCAAGCCGGGCAUUCCUGGGGUGCCGGGCCGGGCUGGGGAGCUGGGAGAGUCUGGGAGGUCCGGCGAGAAGGGCGACCGAGGCGAGAAGGGCGACCGAGGUGAGCAGGGAAGGGACGGCGUGCCUGGACCCCCGGGGCCCCCAGGGCCCAAGGUGGACGUGGUGGAGGGCAGCCUGAUGGGCCUCCCAGGCGAGCGCGGCCCCACCGGACCCAAAGGAGCCAAGGGUGAGCCAGGAGCUGAGGGCGAGCGGGGACCCAAAGGAGAUAAGGGCGAGGGUGGCCUGAGGGGUGACCGAGGGGAGCCUGGUGAGAAGGGCAGGGAUGGCGCCCCGGGUCUCCCGGGUGAGCGAGGGCUGGCAGGCCCUGAGGGGAAGCCGGGCUUGCCAGGCUUUCCUGGCGUGCUGGGACGCCCGGGCAAUCAGGGAGAGCCAGGACCCCCAGGACCUCCGGGCAGCACUGGCCCACCAGGCACCCAGGGCACAGCUGGUGCCAAGGGUGAUCCAGGGGAACCUGGCUCCAGCAUCCGUGGCUUGCCUGGUCCCCAGGGCAACAUGGGCUUGCCAGGACCCCUUGGCCCCCCUGGCCCCGUGGGCCCACCAGGUGUGCCUGGGCUGCCAGGACAAGUGGGGGAGAGCGGGAAGCCAGGCGUGCCAGGCAGGGAUGGUGUGCCCGGGAAGGAUGGCGAGGCAGGAGUGCCUGGGAAGAUGGGCUUACCAGGACCUUCAGGGCCUGCUGGUCCCAAGGGAGAGCCAGGGGAUGCUGGAGCCCCAGGGCAGGCCAUUGCUGGUCCCCCUGGAGCCAAGGGAGAGAAGGGUGAACCGGCGCUGCUGGAGGGUGUGCUGCUGGGAGAGCCCGGCUCCAAGGGAGACCGAGGCUUGCCAGGCCCCAAGGGCGAGAAGGGGGAGCCAGGAAGGUUUGGAGAGCCGGGAGAUCCUGGAGAAGAUGGAGCCAAGGGAUCCCCUGGAGCCAAAGGGGAGAAGGGAUCACUGGGUGUCGGUGCAAGGGGACCACCAGGACAGGACGGGCCUCCAGGUUUGAAGGGUGACACCGGCUUGCCAGGAUUACCAGGACCCCCAGGCUUAGCAGGCAUUGCUGGGAUGCCAGGACAGCCAGGCCUGAGAGGGGACAAUGGACAGCCUGGCCCUCCAGGGCCCCCAGGAGAGAGGGGUUUGAUCGGCUUUCCUGGCAGGGAUGGCACUGCUGGACCACCAGGACCUGUGGGGCCCCCAGGGCCGGCCGGCAUUCAAGGGGCCCCUGGCCUGAAAGGUGACAAGGGCGCUCCGGGGGCCGGGCUGCCAGGGGCCAGAGGUGAACGUGGUGACCCCGGACCACGGGGUGAAGAUGGGCGCCCAGGGCCAGAAGGGGAUCGUGGGCCAGCAGGCUUGCCUGGGAAUCGUGGGGAGCGUGGGGACAAGGGAGACCUUGGGGCCCCAGGACCCAAAGGAGACAAGGGCGAUACUGUGGUGGUGGAGGGGCCACCUGGAGCACGGGGCAGCAAGGGGGAGCCGGGAGAGCGUGGCCUGAAGGGCACAGAAGGGGACAAGGGGGACAAGGGGGAGCAAGGCAUGCUCGGAGAGAAGGGCACAAGGGGUGAGCAAGGAGAGAAAGGUUCCAUGGGCUUCCCUGGGGCACGUGGCCCCAGCGGGCAGAAGGGAGAGGUUGGAGCACCAGGAGAGCCUGGCGAGCCGGGUCAGCCUGGCUGUGAUGGCAUCCCCGGGGCACGGGGAGAGAAGGGGGACAUGGGACCCCUGGGCAUGCGUGGCCUCAAGGGUGACCGAGGCAUGAAAGGUGCCUGUGGCCUCAAUGGGGACAAGGGCGAGAAGGGAGAGCCAGGGAUCCCGGGGCGCUCGGGACUGCCAGGGAGGAAAGGCGAGCCGGGAGAUCUGGGUCUGUCAGGACCACCAGGCAUUCCAGGAAAGGAAGGGCUCAUGGGACCCAAGGGUGACCGGGGAUUUGACGGGCAGCAGGGAGCCAAAGGAGACCAGGGGGAGAAAGGAGACCGGGGUGCCCCAGGUGUUAUGGGUGUGCCUGGUCCCCGGGGCAGUGACGGUGCUCCUGGCCCCCCUGGGCCCUCGGGGAGCGUUGGCCCACGAGGUCCUGAGGGCAUGCAGGGCCAGAAGGGGGAGAGGGGCCCCCCGGGACAGUCGGUGCCGGGUGCUCGCGGCGUGCCCGGCAUCCCUGGUGAGAGAGGAGAGCAGGGCAGUCCUGGUGCCCACGGGCUCCGUGGGGAGAAGGGGGAGCCAGGCAUGACGGAGGAGGAGAUCCGUGGCUUCGUCAGGCAGGAGAUGAGCCAGCACUGUGCCUGUGGUGGCCACUUUCCACGGCACCAGGACUCACGUGAGCACUCAGGAGGCUGGGGGGCUCAGGCCAGGAGCAGCUUCCAUUCGGCCCAGGGAGCAGGAAGAAUCGUCCGCCAGGAGAGAGAGCAUGACCAAACAGGGUCCGUCUCCACUCAGCCAUUCCUUGCUGGCAGUGCUCACAUAGUGCCUGUGCUCAAAUUGUCACACGCUGAGGAAGAUGAGGGGCAGGACAGGCAGAUCAUGAUCGACAGUGAUGACCUGGGGUAUGACAGCAUGGAUGGAGAGGAGGAGGACUACGAUGAGGUCCUGGAGAUGGACAGCUUGGAGCAGCCUGCAGUGGAUGCUGAGCCCUGCAGGCUGCCCCUGGACGAGGGGGACUGCCAGCGCUACACCCUGCGCUGGUACUACAACCAAAGAGUGGCCGAGUGCCGGCCCUUCGUCUACAGCGGCUGCCAGGGCAACCUCAACCGCUUCGACAGCAGGGAGGAGUGUGAGCUGCACUGUGGGGCAGAUUCCCGUGGCAGUGCUGGCAGCCAGGAGGGAGGGCAGCCAAAGGCGUAGGUGCAGGCAGUGUCCUGGCAGGCAGGGCUGCCUGGAAAUGGGGCCCAGCUGCCUCCCUGGCCGGGGCUGGACUGCUCGUGGUGGCAGUGGCCAGCACCAGCCCCAGCAGGAACCUGGUGCUAUUUCUAACCUGUCUUUAUGCUGCUCAUGGGUUUUUCAUUGCCUGUUUAUUGUCAUUAAGGUGAAAUUUAUCUCAAAUGGGAAACUGCCUCCCACCAAGGCUCUGAACCCCCUUUCCCACUGGGCUGUUCUGUUUGAUUUUUAAAUUAUUUGUUGUCAACAGAAUGGUUCUUAGCUGUGUUCCCCUUCUCUGGAAGCAGAGCUGGGACUUGGCACUUGGGAGUUGGACUCCCUCCCCUCCCAUAAUACCCUUGUACCCUUUCCUGCCCCUGAAACUCCCUCUCUGCUCUGCACUCUCUGCUGGGAGAGCUGCCCACAACCUUGUGCCAGGCAGUGCCUCCCUGCACAACAUCCCUCACCCCCUCCCUGCAAUGAGCUCCAUUUGAAUAAAUUUCACCUUAACCUCAACUAGGGCCCAGUUUCCCUUUUGUGGCUGUGAUGGUUUGGCAGUGAUCUGUGGGAGACUGGAGGCUCUUGUCAUGUGCUACCCUUCAGAUCACAUGCCUGCCAGCACCUUUCUUCAAUCUGGGGGAUCUCACCUGCACCCCCAGGCCUGUCAGGGAAACCCUGAAGAUGGUGCUAUGUUAGAAGAGGUUCCUGCUCGUCCACGCUUACUCUCAGAGGCUUUGUGAAAGUGAUGUUGGCUGCCAGGGUGGCAGCCCCUGCUUCCCCCCAUGCCCAGGGCUGAGUAGGGACAUGCCCUUCAGUGUCCCAGAGCCCCAGGGGCUGCCAGGUGGGCUGUGUGGCCCCCACACGUACUGCUGUUCUCUGUGUAUAUCUAUAUACAAAUGUAUAUGUGUACCAAUGCAGGGGGAUGUGUAUUAAA
This is a messenger RNA of Oenanthe melanoleuca, 10048 nucleotides long. RefSeq names its product collagen type VII alpha 1 chain (gene COL7A1). The transcript has 119 exons. Lineage: Eukaryota; Metazoa; Chordata; Aves; Passeriformes; Muscicapidae. The record is from RefSeq and is a predicted model, not a curated record. The coding region runs from base 1 to 9102 and encodes 3033 amino acids. Gene Ontology annotation, molecular function: protein binding; serine-type endopeptidase inhibitor activity.